AUGGUACGAAAUGCAAAAUAUCUAACACUAGAUAUAUCUUCUUCCUCUUUAUCAAUCUCUAUCUUAGCCGUGGUGGCCUUGCAACUCCAUUUUAUCCACAGUGUUUUGUCCCUAAACCAGACCAAUUCGUAUCUGCAACACAUAUGCAUCAAAGGAGAAGGGACAUACAAUCAGGAGAGUUCAUAUGAGAGCCAACUCAAACGUCACCUCGACUAUUCGAUUAACAAUUAUCUAGACUACGGUUUCAUCCACGGUGUAGGUGGUGAGGGUCCUAAUACCUUCUACAUAAAGGCUCAGUGUCGGGGCGAUGCCUCUGAAUCUGAGUGCCGUUCUUGCCUCGUUACCGCCUUCUCUGGGAUUCUUAGGAAAUGUCCGAACAACAAAGGGAGAAUCAUAUGGUACGACAACUGUUUUCUCUACAUUUCUACGGUCUAUACCUAUCAGAAGAUCGAUUACAAGCACUAUUUGUAUUUGCACAAUGCUAAAGAUGUGAGCGGCGGCAAUACAAAGUUGUUCAACAAGAACACGAGGGCUCUCCUAUAUAAGCUGAAGGAGAAAGCAAUUCGUAAAGAACAGAAGCCCUAUACAAGAGACUACUUGUAUGCGACUGCCGAGGAAAGUCUAGGGACGAUGAAAUUGUACGGAAUGAUGCAGUGUACACAAGACUUAUCGGUUAAAAACUGCAGUGUGUGUUUAGAUUCGGUUAUAGCGAAGCUUCCCAAAUGCUGCAACGGUAAACAAGGAGGAAGAGUUUUGAAUCCUAGUUGUACUUUUAGGUUCGAGCUUUACCCUUUUGUAAGAACAUAA
Camelina sativa (false flax) is the source of this 807-nucleotide messenger RNA. The record is from RefSeq and is a predicted model, not a curated record. NCBI's taxonomy places the organism in Eukaryota, Viridiplantae, Streptophyta, Magnoliopsida, Brassicales, Brassicaceae.